AGCUGUGUGUUCCCAAGACUUCCCAUAGAUGUUCAUUGACAUAAAAGUGAACAUAAAGAAACACACAAACACUCUACUGAGCGUAAUGUUGUUGAUUAGUUUAGGAAACUGAAUAUCAAUUUAAUUUUGUUUUCCCUCAUUUUACCAUACAUUUAUUAUGUUUCCCCACUUAGGUCUGGGAUGCGUAAGACAUCUGGACAGGAUGAGGACUGCUAUACUAUUAGGCACAGACACUAAACUAAAUUGGAGUUACAGCCAGGAUAUCUGUAGAAAUAACUACACUGAUCUUGUCACUAUAUAUAACGACAAAGAUAGUAGAAAACUGAAAGAGCUACUAGUAGGGCCAGGGCGUUGGUUUGGUCUCAAGAAAGGAAAAAAUACAUAUAAAUGGUCAAAUGGUGAUCCUUUUAUUUAUAAACAAAAUCCUCUAAAUUCUCCAAAUCCUCCGGUCUGUGUGGCUAUGACGGCAAAUGGGGCAUGGGACACAUUGAUGUGCGACCAAAGCAGAUCAUUCAUCUGUUACAGUGAUGAACCUGUUAAUUCCCCCGUGUAUCAUCAGAUCAACAUUACAAAGACUUGGUAUAAUGCUCAAAACUAUUGCAGAACUCACUUCACUGACCUGGUCAGCAUCAGAAACGAUGAGCAGAACACCGCUGUAUUUGAAAUGAAGUCAAACCUGGAACCUUCCUGGAUUGGUUUGAUAGGAGACAGUUGGGAGUGGUCUGAUGGCGGACUGUCAGGAUAUAGGGACUGGAUUGGGGAUAAACCUAACCCUGGUCAAGUGGCAUAUUUGAGUACAAAUGGAUGGGACACAGACAGAGAACCAAAAAAUGAAAGGGCAUACUUCUGCUAUAAAGCUCACAUCCAUAUCAGUGAAGAGAGCAUGACAUGGGAGAGGUCUCUGAAUUACUGUGGGAAUAAUAAUCGUAGCUCUCUCAGCAUUGAGUCACCUGUCGAGCAGAAAGUUGUCAAUGCAUUCAUGAGGAAAAACAGCGUCACAGGGCCAGUGUGGGUGGGCCUUCAGCAGAGCAGGCUCUUUGGGUUCUGGGUGUGGACCAAUACUGGGUCCAGCGUAGACUGGAGCAACUGGGAGGGUGGGAAGAAACCGAAGCUGCCUCUCUCUCACCCCUGUGGCGCCAUGAGGGAGAAUUUGGACUUGAAGACCUGGGCUUGGACUGACAUGAACUGCAUGUCUAAGCUGCAGACUCUUUGUUUUGAUCCGUCAUUCCCACAUCCCUAGUGCGAUGAAAAUUAAACUCGAAUUGCUUGAUUCAAUGAUUUAACUGUACAAGAGUAAUUUAAUUACGCAUGUGUACCCCCUUUAUCAGGCCAGGUAAAAUGUGAUGUCAAAAGUGUGUUGUAGUCAUAUGAAUCAAUAGUCGGAACCACUAUGAAAUGGAAUCCUGAAAUAUGUUAAAAGGAAAUUCACUAUGGCAUGCUUCAACUCACCUGUCACUUUUGUGUAAGCACACCUAUUUACACCAACACGCAUUGAUGGAGAUAAUUUCCAAGCACUGUUAAUGACUUAAGAAUAUAUGAAUCAAGUGCCUUGUAUUAAUAUAUAACGUGUAUGAAUCAUAUGUUUAUGUAAGCAGGAACAUGGCUUUUCUGUGUAUGUGUGUAACUUAGAUUAUUAGGUGCCACUUAGUCUGCAUAU
Clupea harengus (Atlantic herring) is the source of this 1657-nucleotide messenger RNA. Its product is annotated as macrophage mannose receptor 1. NCBI's taxonomy places the organism in Eukaryota, Metazoa, Chordata, Actinopteri, Clupeiformes, Clupeidae. The transcript is spliced from 3 exons. The coding region runs from base 158 to 1240 and encodes 360 amino acids. The record is from RefSeq and is a predicted model, not a curated record.